This is a messenger RNA of Aspergillus mulundensis, 993 nucleotides long. RefSeq lists its product as uncharacterized. Bases 1 to 993 code for a protein of 330 amino acids. The record is from RefSeq and is a predicted model, not a curated record. Lineage: Eukaryota; Fungi; Ascomycota; Eurotiomycetes; Eurotiales; Aspergillaceae. The transcript has 4 exons. Gene Ontology annotation, molecular function: GTP binding.
AUGGCGUCCACAGCCAAACGAACCGAAGACUGCCUCGCAGAGCUCGAGGCGCAAUUCAAAAAAGCCAAGACCCCUUCCAGCGUCCUCCUCAUCCUCGGACGCACCGGCGCCGGGAAAUCAUCUCUUCUAGAGGACCUAUCCGGGCUCAGCGGCUACUCCGAACAGAACGCUGACUCUGUCACAAAAGCCACAGCCCUCUGCAAAGCCACCAUCAACAACCACCCAUACUUCAUAAUGGACACACCAGGCUUCGACCCAGGCGCCGAACAAGCCACAUUCACCGAGAUCGCGCGCGCCCUGACAUCCAUCCAUCCGCCCCUUCGCCCGCAUCCCGGGAAUCCUCUACCUAACCAGCAUUGCGCAAGAGCGAUUCGACAAUUCCGACCGCAAGCUCCUCCAGUUCGUCCGCGCGCUGAGCGGCGCCGCCCGGCGUCUUCGGAGCCUGCGGGGGAAGUGGGAGGAGGGCUCCAGUUUGGGGCGCAGGAGCUCAAGACGUACCAGCAUGGUCGGGCGUAUGAUGCCGGUGAGGAUACGGGGGCUGUCAUCGAUUGGUUUAUGGACCGUGGGCGGAUUGCGCGGGGGGCGAGGGACAUGGUUGUGCGGAAUUAUGGGGCGUCUAUGGCUGGGACCGGCGUUGCGAAGAUUGAGAGGGAGCUGGAUGGUGAUGUGCCAAUUCACGAUACGGAUGCGGGGAGACUGCUCGGGUUGCCUGCCCCGUCGUCGUCGUCGUCGUCGCAGUCUGGCAAAACUACGGAUGCGGAUGCACCUGCACCUGCGGCAGCAGGGUCGACUGGGGUUGACUCCCCUCCGAAGAAGACUGGCUCCCAGUCUGAGCCCAGAUCUGGCUGGCAGGUUUUUCUCGACGGGGCUGCGUGGUUUUUCCGCAACGUCGAGGUCAACGUUGGUGUUGGAGGUGGAGAUGGACGGGGUGGAGGGAGUAGGAAGGGCCCUCGCUUCAAUCACGGUGAUCCGUUCAGCGGAGGUGGAGGUUAG